Coffea eugenioides is the source of this 892-nucleotide messenger RNA. Its product is annotated as protein RALF-like 34. The transcript has a single exon. NCBI's taxonomy places the organism in Eukaryota, Viridiplantae, Streptophyta, Magnoliopsida, Gentianales, Rubiaceae. The record is from RefSeq and is a predicted model, not a curated record. Bases 191 to 616 code for a protein of 141 amino acids.
UCACCCACUGCUGCACCUGCCUGCAUGGCAUGUGACUCCUUGUCCCUACACGACCUUCCCCUUUUCUCUGGAAUAGCGUAAUUUGCUGCUCCUACUUCCCACACAGUGUACUGCCCAAACGCAGUCGAAUUCACUCUUCCCUCCUAGAAAGAAAAUUGUUCGUUCAAAGUUCAACUACCCAACUUUGGCCAUGGAUAGCUCCAAAUGCUGCUACCUUUGGUUUUGGGCUUGCAGUUUUCUCCUCAUCCUCACGUCCAAGUCACUCGUACUUCAUGGAGUUUUAGCUCAACCUGAGGAAGCUGCCACUUUACAGCUCAAAGCUGAUUCCUCGGAAUGGCCAGCGGGGAUGAUGUCCCUCUACGACGCUGCGGAUGAUGUUGUCGGAGACAAUGACGACGAGAUGGAAAUGGACGAGGAUGCCGCGUCUAGUUCCAGGAGAUCGCUGUUUUGGCGGAGAGUGAGGUACUACAUUUCAUACGCGGCCCUGUCGGCGAAUAGGAUCCCCUGUCCCCCUCGCUCCGGCAGGUCCUACUACACCCAUCACUGCUAUUUCGCCAGCGGCCCAGUCCACCCUUAUAACCGAGGUUGCUCCGCCAUCACCCGUUGCCGCAGAUAAACUAUUCACUUCGCCUUUCAUCUUGUGUCUGCGUGGUGGUUUCUUUUUAUUUGUGCGUCUGCUUAUCGUUUGCUUUCUGGUCUCGAAAACUGUCGUCACACACCCCUGUUUUCUUGAGUGCUUUUAUAUUUUUCUGAUCCGUGCCUUCAAUUUAAAUUAUUUGUUAAUUUAAAACUGGAUAGAAUUUGCUGAGUCUUGAGAGGGAGAGACGAUCAUUUUCGAGGUGUAAGCUGCUAAUGAAUUUAUCCUAGCAAGCACUGCUUAUUUUUGCAUGCA